AUGCCUACAACAUUCAUUGAAGCUCUAUAUAUGGCUUGGGUCUCUUGGCCAGUAUGGACUAAAUUAGAGGUUCUCUUAUUUGCGAUCACAGCAUACAUUAUUGGCAUUAUACUAUAUCGCCUCUAUUUAUCGCCGCUAGCUGGAUUCCCAGGCCCAAAGAUAGCUGCAGUCACAACUCUAUAUGAGUUCUACUAUGACGCAGUUAAGGGUAUGAAAUUAUAUGAACAUAUUCAGGCCUUACAUGGAAUCUACGGGCCUAUUAUUCGGAUCUCACCACACGAGUUGCACAUCGAUGACCCCGAUUUUUACCGCACCCUGAAUAGGAAGAAUAACCUUGAUAAAUGCCCACGUUAUUACGCAAUUGCAGAUACUUUGGUGACGACGCCUGAUCAUGAAAGACAUUAUCAUUGGCGUGCGGGCGUUCAAUCAUACUAUAAGUCCGCAGCCGAACGCUAUGAGCCGAUUAUCUAUGGGGUUGUAAAGCGCUUCUCCCGAGGCUUAACGGACAGUGUCAAUCUUUCUAGUGCCUUUCGAACCUUGACAUAUGAAAUCAUAUGCCGGGUAUAUCUUGUGCCUAACCCAGAGGGACUUCUUGCGUCCGAUUUUGCAGCACAUCUUAAUCGCUCUUUUGGACAAUUUAUUAGAAUCAUGACGUUGCUACGCCUUUUGUUUGGACAUACGAUAGCUAAUUGGAUUGGUGGAGCAGGAAAUGUGGGGUUUAAACUGCUCGCUUUAUUUCCAAAGCGUCUGCAUUAUCAUGUCACUGGAUGGUCAUUAGAGAACGAGAAUUCGAUUGUUCAUUUACAGCAGAAACUUGCCCGCUUAGUGAUCGACCCUCUUAUCUCCUCCGAAAGCUUACCAGAUGAUCCUAUGUGUCCGAUGUUGCCUGCAAUUUACGCCAGUGACAAAGUUCCUCCGGAGGCCAAGAAAAGGUCUUCACUGCUUCCUGAUACCUUGGGAGUUGUACUGGCAGGGACUGAAGCAACAGCAAAUGUCUUGGAUACGAUCAUGUAUUACUUACUCAAGGAUAAAGAAAAGCUAGAACGGCUCCAAACAGAGCUGUGGGAAACAUUACCAGGCAAUAGCGAAAACGUGGAUUUCCAGCAAUUGAAAGACCUACCCUAUUUGCAUGGCACUAAACUGACGGCCUCCCUUAGGCUUGAAAGAGGAAGCGAGUUUCGCACUCCUAGGAUAUUACACGAACCCCUUUGCUAUAACGGCCAAUUUGUUAUACCGGCUGGUACAUCAAUCAGCGUAACUCAGAAAACGUUACAUGAUAACCCCAAAAUAUUCGAAAAACCUAGUGAAUUCCAGCCAGAUAGAUGGCUCGAUGACGACAAAAAGCAGGCAAUGCUGGGAUAUCUUGUGCCAUUUGGUAUUGGACAACGAUCAUGCCUAGGAAUGCAGUAUGUUCUUCUCAACCCUACAAGCAAGGUCUAG
This is a messenger RNA of Talaromyces stipitatus ATCC 10500, 1440 nucleotides long. Its product is annotated as benzoate 4-monooxygenase cytochrome P450, putative. The transcript has 5 exons. The coding region runs from base 1 to 1440 and encodes 479 amino acids. NCBI's taxonomy places the organism in Eukaryota, Fungi, Ascomycota, Eurotiomycetes, Eurotiales, Trichocomaceae. Gene Ontology annotation, molecular function: heme binding; iron ion binding; monooxygenase activity. The record is from RefSeq and is a predicted model, not a curated record.